Molecule: messenger RNA, 6220 nt
Organism: Sander lucioperca (pikeperch)
Lineage: Eukaryota; Metazoa; Chordata; Actinopteri; Perciformes; Percidae
Product: thyrotropin-releasing hormone-degrading ectoenzyme
Exons: 20
Coding region: 2577-5621 (1014 amino acids)
Biological process (GO): peptide catabolic process; proteolysis
Cellular component (GO): cytoplasm
Molecular function (GO): metalloaminopeptidase activity; zinc ion binding; peptide binding
Source: RefSeq, a predicted model, not a curated record
CAGCUCGUUCUCAAACAGAAACGCACACCGCGAGCGGACUCACUGCUGAACGGGCGGCACGAGACUCUUCCUCACCACCUUCGCCGUCCUCUUCCUCUGAUGGAGGGAUGCUAACAGGAGAGCUUCAUCAUCCUCAUCUUCAUCACCGUGUAUCAUCAUCACCACCACCACCGCGAGCGGAGGGACAGAGCUAGGAGCAGCAGCUCUCCGUGGGCUAAAAAGUUGAGGAGGAUCCGGUUUCAUAACGGAGCACCGGAGGGACCCGUGCCCGGCGUUAACCCGGGAUAAUCCGCUUGACACGGUUCAUUUCUACUUUGGACUUCAUAGAAACGGAUCCGGUGCUUUUUGAAGAGGAAUAGCCUAUUGUGAGGCUAUAACGGAUCACUGACGGCGCUUUCAAGGAUCUCUUUCUAACUGUCCCCGGUAGGGUACGGAAACUGAUCUCCGGUGUGUUUAACAAUCUCUAACGUUACAAAAGGACACCUUUUUCUAAUUUCUUUUUUUUUUUUACCGGAUUUUCCGGUGUUUAAAAUGACUUGUGUGUUUGAACUGAUCAGUGACGUUUUCAAAAUGAUCCCCAGGUGUUUGUUGUAACGGAUUCCCGGUGGUUAAACUGUUCAGUAACGGAUUUCUGACGUUUAACAGCCAACAACUCUCUUUGUGUUCAAACUGACAUCUGAGGUGUUUAACGGAUUUCUCACGGUAGUGUAACGGAUCCUCGGACAGUCCCGGGUGGACUUGGCGGUUUUCUGACCGACGGUAACCCCGGCCCCCUCCCCCGUUAGCCUACUGGAAAAAGAAAUAGAAGAAGAAGUAACACGGCUGGCCUAGAAAGCAGGUGCUCACCGCGGAGUUCAGAGGAACAACUGCUUUAACAGAAAAGCGCGGUUCUUCUCGGGACUCUAACGGAUCAUCUCCAGGGUUCCCUGAACCCAAGGGACCGACCACCGGUAGAAACCGACCCGGGGCUCACCGCUUCCCAACGGGGGCGAGAUAAGAGAAGUUACCGGAGGAGUUGAUCUGGAUCUUAGACUUCCUCGCGGACCGUUAAUGAUAGGAUAACGUUCAUCAGUAGCCUAGGCCUAAUAACAGACUGAUCUCAUUUAGGGAACGGAUUAAUUGUUGGAUUUUUAACGGAUAAAAAACCCCGCCUAUUUCUCCCGUUUUCUGUUCGGUUUCCCCUCCGAUUGGAAUCCACCGAAUCGUUAUUCCGGGGUAAUCUAUAAAUCAUAUUGAAUCCAUUUUUCAUCCAUCAGCCUCACGAACUGUAAAGCAGGGAUCGUUUAGACCCGGCGGAGAACCCCAGUGAAUUAUCUCCUCCACGGUGAAAUAACCCCACAUGCUGGCCGUAAAUUAUCCACUUAACCCCCUCAAGAGAGAGAAAGGGAGAGAGCCAUAGCGCGAGGCUGCAGUGAGAGAGUUAUUACCUCUAUGAGACACCAUCUUCUUUUUGGAGAAGUUCACGAAAAAAGCAUUUAAAACGUCAUAAACGCUCAUUUUAACUUAAAUUCUGACAAACAGAGAGACAUACUCAACCCUUCAACUGGUUCUUUUUUCAAUGUCAAUUAACCUGAAAAUCAACUUUUAAUAAUAUUCUACAGGAAAACUGAAAUGCAAUCAUAAAAAAAUUGUGGAGAUACUCGUUGUGCAUCUGUGGCUCCUAAUACUGGCCUUAAUGGUCUGUAAGGCCUUUUCAUCUCCCACUGCAUCAUCAUAAUAAUCCCAUAAUAGUCCGAUAGGGGUUUAUUUAUGCUUUAUUGCAGUUUUGGAAGAGCUUUAACUCCGAAGCAAUUAACUUUACAACAACCUGGAGACGGUGACCUGCUGCUUUAAAUCUCCUGUUAGUUUAGGCUUUGGUUCAGGAUCUCUGUCUCGAAUGCAUGUAGUGCAUGCAAGUGACCAUUUCUGAAGCUCAAAAUGAGAAAUUCCAUCAUCCAAAGGGUUUUUAAUGAAUACUCUGUGAGCAAAUCCAGCUAAAGUGUGACUUCAGGUUGUUUACCAUCAUAUACGGUCUUAACGCGGCUUUAUUCUCAGUCUAACACUUCUAUCUGUGGUGGUUUAGAGUUUAGCUUACCCAGCUGAUUCCCAGUGAAAGCCUAUGGAUGAUACGCUCACUGUAUAGCCACAUCCUCAACGGCAUCCCUCCUCCUCCUCCUCCUCAGACUCCUCUAGAACUUGAAAUCGAGCCAUACAGCAUUGAUUUUUUUUCUUUUCUCCUCACCGCAAAACCAAAACGCACACGACCAUCUCAUCCUUUCUAGUUUGUCAGUCUUGUUGCCUGAAAUGUAAAACGUGCCGCAGUGUGGGUUUUCCACCUCAAGCCACAGCUGAAGGACGUUAAUAACGGUCAAGCAGCGGCGAGGUCAGAGUUCAGCUUUUCAGAAAUAUAACUGCUGCAGCACAGACUGGAGCUUUGACAGACUGAGAAUUGGGAGCUUUGGAAGGAUCAAAAUACAAACGGCUCUUUUUCACGUUGAAUCGUCUGUAAACGAGCUGGAAUCAAACCCGAGCAUCAAUGCACUUGUUUCUGAGCCUGAACCUUGAGGACAUUUCUUUGUCGUUAGAGUGACAGCUAAAUGGGACUAAACGACAGCAGCCCGGGCGCCAUGCGGAAUGGCCGCGGCCUCUCGGACCAGUGGGCAGAGUCAGUGGUGGUCCGGCCUCGAACCACCGAGCGCCACAUCACCGUGCACAAACGGCUGGUGCUGGGCUUCGCCCUCUCCAUCCUCACCCUCAUCAUCGUCACAGCGGUGGCUGUGGUGCUCAGCGUCCGCUUCGAGGAGUGUAGCGGACGAGAUCGCAACGGAGCGUCGGGCGAGUCAGGCUCGCGAGGCACCGGAGGGUCAGCAAAGUUGAACGGGAGCCGAGGUGAGAGGACGGGGGAGAGGGGUGACGAUGAGGCGGUCCAGCCGUGGAGGAAUUUGAGGCUGCCGGGCUCGUUGAGGCCGCGGCACUACGACCUGGGGCUCGCCGUCUACAUGGACAACUUCACUUUCUCCGGAGAGGUCAGCAUCGAGCUGGAGUGCAUCAACGCCACAAGAUUCAUCGUGCUGCACGCUGACCGCCUUGAGGUGGACCGGGUGUCCGUCACAGCAGAGGGCGGCUCCGGUGGUCGUCCCGCCAACAGGCCCGGGGGCGGAGCCAUGCGCGUCCACCGCCACUUCCCCUUCCCGGCCAAUCAGAUGUACGUCGUGGUUCUGCACCGCGAGCUGAAGCCGAUGAGAGUUUACCGGCUGAACGUGAGCUUCGACGCCGCCAUCGAGGACGAGCUGCUGGGCUUCUUCAGGAGCUCAUACACCCUGCACAGAGAGAAACGUUACCUGGCCGUGACUCAAUUCAGUCCCAUCCACGCCCGGAAGGCCUUCCCCUGCUUCGACGAGCCCAUCUACAAGGCCACGUUCUCCCUCACCCUGCGCCACGACCCGCAGUACACCUCGCUCUCCAACAUGCCGGUGGAGAGCAGCUCGCUGUCGGACGAGGACGGAUGGGUGACCAACCGCUUUGCCCGCACGCCGCGCAUGUCCACGUACUACCUGGCCUGGGCCGUCUGCAACUUCACCUACAGAGAGACGCAGACCGACAGCGGCGUUACGAUCCGCUUGUACGCUCGGCCAGAUGCCAUUUCUAGCGGAGCAGGGGACUAUGCUCUCCACAUCACCAAGAGGCUUCUGGGAUUUUACCAGGACUACUUCAAAGUUCAGUACUCACUGCCCAAGCUAGACUUGUUGGCGGUGCCCAAACAUCCCUACGCUGCCAUGGAGAACUGGGGGCUGAGCGUGUUCGUGGAGCAGAAGAUCCUAUUGGACGCUGAAGUGUCGUCGGCAUCCUAUCAGAUGGAGCUGACCAUGGUGGUCGUCCACGAAAUCUGCCACCAGUGGUUUGGUGAUCUGGUGACUCCGGUCUGGUGGGAGGACGUCUGGUUAAAAGAAGGUUUUGCUCAUUUCUUUGAGUACGUCGGCACCGACUUCCUCUUUCCAAAGUGGAACAUGGAGAAGCAACGCUUCCUGACUGAUGUCCUCCAUGAGGUGAUGCUAUUGGAUGGCCUACGUUCCUCCCACCCAAUCUCCCAGGAAGUGGAGCAGGCGACGGACAUCGACCGAGUUUUUGACUGGAUUGCCUACAAAAAAGGGGCGGCGUUGAUCCGGAUGCUGGCUAACGUGAUGGGACAGACGCUGUUCCAGAAAGGACUUAAUGAUUAUCUGCUGAGUCACAUGUACAGCAACGCAGCCAGAGAUGACCUGUGGAGCAAACUGUCUCAGGCCAUGCGUUCAGAGGGGCGGGACAUCGAUAUUGGACAGAUGAUGGACAGGUGGACUCUGCAAAUGGGCUACCCCGUUGUUACUAUCAGCAAGAACCAAUCGGAGCAGCUCCCAACUCAUUACAUCACUGUCAGCCAGGAGCACUUCCUGUACGGGCAGGAAGGCAGGAGCAACAACAGUUUACAGUGGCAGGUUCCAUUGACGGUCGCUGUGGGAAAUGCAUCCAGCGUUUGUUCAGAGAGCCUCAUCUGGAUCAACAACAAGACAGAAACCCACAGGAUCAGUCGGAUGGACGACAACACCUGGUUGCUAGGCAACAUCAACCAGACAGGCUACUUCCGUGUGAACUAUGACCUCCAGAACUGGAAGCUGCUGAUACAACAGCUACACAACAACCCUGAAAUCAUCUCGGUUGGAAACAGGGCAGGACUUAUCGAUGAUGCCUUUAACCUGGCCAGGGCUGGGUACCUCCCACAGGGCGUUCCUUUGCAGCUGAUUGGCUACCUGCCGGAGGAGCAGUCCUUCCUGCCGUGGCACUCUGCCAGCCGAGCGCUCUACCAGCUGGACAAACUGCUGGACCGCACAGACGAAUACAGCCUGUUCAGUGACUAUGUGCUGAAGCAGGUUGCAUCGCGGUACCAUCAGAUGGGUUGGCCAACAAACGGCCCCGGCAGCGAGGGCAACGUGCUGCAGGCGUCCUACCAGACUGAGGAGUUACAGAGGGAGCUCAUCAUGUUAGCUUGUAGCUUCGGGAACAAACAGUGUCACCGUCAGGCGGUCGCCUACAUCUCUGACUGGAUCUCCAGCAACAAGAACAGGAUUCCUCCCAACAUCAGAGACAUUGUUUACUGCACUGGGGUCAGUCUGAUGGACGAGGACGUGUGGGAGUUCAUCUGGAUGAAGUUUCACUCUACCAACGCCAUUUCAGAGAAGAAGAUCCUGCUGGAGGCUCUGACCUGCUCGGACAACACCUUCCUCCUCAACAGGUUACUGAACCUGUCUUUAACCUCUGACCUGGUCCCAGAGCAGGACGUGAUCGACGUCAUCAUCCACGUGGGCAGAAACCCGCAGGGUCGAAACCUUGGCUGGAAAUACUUCAGAGAAAAGUGGGACAUACUCAACGCACGUUAUGGUGAAGCGUUGUUCAUGAAUUCGAAGCUCAUCGGUGGAGUCACAGAGUUCCUGAACACUGAGAAAGAACUUAAUGAGUUAAAGGAGUUCAUCCAGUCCAGCGGCGUGGGGGCGGGGCCUGCGCUGGCGCGGGCGCUGGAGAUUGUCGAGGGCAACGUGCGCUGGCACCACCUCCACCGGCGCCAGUUCUACCAGUGGCUGCGAAAGCCUCCGAGCCUCACACUCGGCUAACGCUACACCAGCUGGCUAGAGUGAAGCGACUGCAAACUGACUGCUAACUUAAUGCUAACGCACUGCUAGCUUACAGAUUCAGUCAGAUAGACUUAUUGAAUGAUGAGAGAGACUGACUUAACUGGUUAUUCAGCUGAUUUCGCUACUCCUUUUGCAUUGAAAGAGAUUUGUUGCAAACAUUUUAUUUCAGAUGGUUUAUUUCUUCAAAGCUGCUAGUUAGCAGUCACUGAUUCAGUAAUUGCUAGCUAGCAACUAGCAUCACAACUAUCCAAUGACUAAAUCGCCCCCCAAGACUGACGAUGGACACAGAGAGAAUAAUCUGCUGUCAGAUGAACAAUAGCCAACUACAACAACAAGAUCUUCUGAAUUUAAAUUGAAACAGAUGAUUUGACCAAUGAAACAUUUCACUAGUUGUUCAACAAAAUAUAAAACCUGUGAAAUGCCCAUACACAAAGUACUUUAUGUAUUUUAUCUGCAAAACAUUUAGUUGCUAUAAAUUACAAUUACGAUCAGAAAAUUCUUAGAAUUGGCAAAAUGAGAUAUUACAUGAGUUGGUAUGGUUGCUUAUUGACUUAAAAAACAAAAUUAUGUUUUCAGGC